AUGAGUGCCACCAAGGCGCAGUCGCAGAAGAUUUUUGAGAAAUUGAAGACCAAGCCCGCAAACAAAGUGCGUUGCCCCGCGACAACGCCACGCCCCCUUUGGCAACGACACCUGUUAUGCUUCGAUUGCGGAUCUAAGAACCCGACUUGGUCGUCAGUCCCUUUUGGCAUCUACCUGUGCUUAGACUGCUCGUCGCACCAUCGCAACCUAGGCGUCCAUAUCUCCUUCGUUCGGUCGACGACUCUGGACCAAUGGCAAUGGGAACAGCUUCGAGUGAUGAAAGUGGGUGGCAAUGAAUCCGCCACAAAGUUCUUUCAAUCUCACGGAGGCUCUGCGGCGCUGGCUAGCAAGGACCCAAAGGUCAAGUAUGGAUCCAACGCUGCUACCAAGUACAAGGAGGAACUUAAGCGACGGGCUGCUUUAGAUGCGAAGGAGUUCCCCGAAGAAGUUGUUAUUACUGAUAUCACUGGCACUCCUGGCGAUGGCGCUGCAACGCCGGCCGGCGAGCCUGACGAUGAUUUUUUUUCUUCAUGGGACAAGCCCGCUAUUAAACGCCCCAGCAACCCCCCUUCGCGAGUCGGUACACCUUCAAACGCCAGCCGCACCGCAUCGCCCUUCCUGAAUCCAGGCUCAAACGGAAACGGUACACGGCCGAAAUCACCUCUAUCGGAUGGCAAGGACAACUCUUCACCUCCCCCAACUGCAGUCCGAACUGGUAGCGUCGUACGAAAGGGUCCUACAGGCGCUGGCGCGAAAAAGGGUAACAUCUUGGGCUCGAAGAAGACGCAAAAGCUGGGCGCUAAGAAGGUUACGAGCGGCGAUGUUAUCGAUUUUGAUGAGGCUGAGCGCAAGGCUAAAGAGGAGGCGGAGCGUAUAGAAAAACUUGGCUAUGACGCGGAAGCUGAACAAGCGGAGGCGGAAGCCAAGGAGAAAGCGGCAACAAAGAUUGCGUCUCCUACCCCUAUCAGCCCCAGCAGAGCCGGUUUCGGGGCUACAAGUAAAGCACCUGAACGAAGCUCAGCUGAUGUGGAGCGUCUCGGUAUGGGCAUGAGCCGUCUCGGAUUCGGCCAAGUGUCCAAGCCAGUUAUUGCAAAGAAACCUGGAUUUGGCGCUGUAGCGCCUGCACGUUCGGCCAAUGAUGACGCGGAGCUCGAGCAGACAAGGACUCGGUUUGGUACCCAGAAGGGUAUCUCGUCGGAUGAGUUUUUCGGGCGUGAUAAAUUUGACCCUUCAGCACAAGCCGAAGCCAAGUCCCGCCUGCAGAAUUUCGAAGGAGCCUCAUCUAUAUCCAGCAACGCAUACUUUGGUCGUCCCGAAGAAGAUUACCCUACUAUUGAUGACGGCUACGGCGAUCUCGAGACUGCGGCAAAGGAUUUCGUCCGCAGGUUCGGAAUCACAGCUGGCGAUGAUUUGGAAAACUUGUCGCAUGUUUUGGGCGAGGGUGCUACCAAAUUGCAAGGCGCCAUCCGUAGCUACCUCAAUAGCUAGAUGAUUUGAUGAGAUUCUAAGGAUACCAUGUUUCCGGCGUUUCCUUUCAAUUUGUUAACAUUCAGCACAAGGGUGUUGCUGGUGUACUGUUUGUCCAGUUCUGCAAGAGAUCAUCAUUUACUUCUUUUCUUUCGAUAGGCUGUAGAGUUUACCAAUGCUUGUCAAAAAUUUGGUAUAAAAUAGUCAGAUAUUUAUAUGUUUAUAGAUAAUC
Molecule: messenger RNA, 1699 nt
Organism: Talaromyces proteolyticus
Lineage: Eukaryota; Fungi; Ascomycota; Eurotiomycetes; Eurotiales; Trichocomaceae
Product: putative ARF GTPase activator
Exons: 6
Coding region: 1-1488 (495 amino acids)
Biological process (GO): COPI coating of Golgi vesicle
Molecular function (GO): GTPase activator activity
Source: RefSeq, a predicted model, not a curated record